AUGGUGACUAACGCUAGUUGCAAAGAACAGGACAUGCGAAUGUUAACCGAACAAUUGAUUUUCUAUUGUGAGCACUGCCGGAAAUCGCCAUCUCAUGUCUUCUCGUUGGGUUUUCAGGCCAUUGUCAAAUCGAGUGGCCAAGACGUGAGCUUGGAGAUUUUGGACAGCGAUGAACAGCCACUACUGGCCUUAGAAGGACCCCGUGCUGCUGUCGUUUUGCAGUCGGCAGUAGGCGAAUCCAUCGAUCUGUCGAAGCUUUACUUCAUGGACUCGACUACGGCCACGGUCUGCUGCGUGCCGGACUGUCGGGUUACCCGGUGCGAUUACACCGGCGAAGAUGGUUUCGAAGUGUCCGUGCCCUCCGAUCGGGUCGAGGCGAUCGCCGAGGCGUUCGUCGCUCACGACGACGUGAAAUUGGCCGGACUGGGCGCCAAGGACACUCUGAGGCACUCACUGCGUUAG
Rhopalosiphum padi (bird cherry-oat aphid) is the source of this 462-nucleotide messenger RNA. Its product is annotated as aminomethyltransferase, mitochondrial-like. Gene Ontology annotation, cellular component: mitochondrion. Lineage: Eukaryota; Metazoa; Arthropoda; Insecta; Hemiptera; Aphididae. The coding region runs from base 1 to 462 and encodes 153 amino acids. The transcript has 3 exons. The record is from RefSeq and is a predicted model, not a curated record. Gene Ontology annotation, molecular function: protein binding.